This is a messenger RNA of Vitrella brassicaformis, 891 nucleotides long. NCBI's taxonomy places the organism in Eukaryota, Vitrellaceae. The record is from the annotation of a GenBank genome assembly.
GCCUCCUUCUUUUCGCCAGCUUGAAGAACAGGCACAAGCAGCAUUGCUCAGCAGACGCCUCACCAUUCGAGCUCUUCAAUUGCGGGCCAUUUGUGGCCUUCACACACCGCAGCUGCCGAUUUAUCGCUUGAUUUAUCGAACCAUGGUGUCUAUGGACGCUUCGGGGGAAGGGCACAGCUCGGCCAGCGCACCACCAGCAGGCCCUUCACCAUCACCAUCGUCAGCAGCAGCUGAUUCCACACCAUUGUUCAUCGACGGCCGGAGGGUGCCGCGGAGGAAGCCAGAGCCGCCCGAGAAGCCUGAUCCCGAUGACUGCUGCGGCUCGGGGUGCUCGCCUUGCAUAUUCGGUACGGAAAAUGAUGAAGAAAUGACACACACGCUCACAGGCAUCCCUCUGAAUCUUCCUUUGCUUUGACCAACCGUGGUCAUGGUCAGACAUCUACUACACCGAGCUGGAGGACUACGAGAAGGACCUGGCUGUGUGGGAAGAGGCGGAGCGGCGGAGGCGAGAAGCUGACAGCAGAAAUUACACCGACAAGGACGCUCCUGCGGCGAACGUGGCUGCGCAUGAGGAGGGGACGCCUGGUGGUAGUGGUAGUGUUGGCGUCGGUAUUGUUGAGACCAAGACCGGCCUCCUGGCUGCCAAUGCAGCAAAUGCAGCAAGGGCGAAGGAAGGGGCAGGGGGAUGGCCCAGCUGGUGAGGCUGACUGCAUUGCAUGUGGAUCUGUUUCUGUCACCUGACCUGCGCGGCGUUGACGGAUUUUCCAACGCUCCUGCAGCGAGAGGGAAUGCGUGUGAGGGGCGGUGUGUAUAGCUCAGCUGGGUGUGGUCUAUGGGGCUCGUGCGCGUGUUUGUGUGGUAUCGGCUCCUCUGCCAAGCAGACAAGAUUUG